AUUUUCAUUUCCACUCUUCCCUCCUCACCCUUUCAUCUUAGCAAUGGCUUUCGUCGCUCCCGUCGCCACUGUCCGCGCCACCACCAAGUCCUCAGUAUGUCAGGUACAGGGUCGCUCCAGCUUCGCCCAAUUCUCGGGCAUGAAGAAGGUCAACCAGUCCUCCCGCUUGCAGCCGGCUCAGUCCGGCUCUGCCUUCGGCGGCUACUCUGAUGCCAAUGACGCCUUCUACACCCGCGUGUCCGGCAUCGUCGCCGCCACCUUCGGCCCCACCAUGAAGGUCCGCGUCGCCAUCAACGGAUUCGGCCGUAUCGGCCGCAACUUCAUCCGAUGCUGGGCUGGCCGCAGUGACUCCAACAUGGAAGUUGUCUGCAUUAACGAUACCUCUGGUGUGAAGACCGCUUCUCAUCUCCUCAAAUAUGACUCCAUUUUGGGAACCUUUGACGCUGACGUCAGUGCUGGGGAGGACACUAUUUCUGUUAACGGCAAAACCAUCAAGAUUGUCUCUAACCGCAACCCGCUCCAAUUGCCAUGGAAGGAGAUGAACAUUGACAUCGUCGUUGAGGCCACUGGUGUCUUCGUCGACGCCCCGGGCGCCGGUAAGCACAUUGAGGCUGGUGCCAAAAAGGUUCUCAUCACCGCCCCGGGUAAGGGUGACGGAAUUGGCACCUUUGUCGUCGGUGUCAACGAGAAGGACUACUCUCAUGACAAGUACGACAUCGUCUCCAACGCCUCGUGCACCACCAACUGCAUGGCUCCCUUCAUGAAGGUCCUCGACGAUGAGUUUGGUGUCGUCCGCGGAAUGAUGACUACCACUCACUCAUACACCGGUGACCAGCGCCUUCUCGAUGCCGGACAUCGCGAUCUUCGACGUGCCCGCUCAGCCGCCCUUAACAUUGUCCCCACCACCACCGGUGCCGCCAAGGCCGUCGCUCUUGUUGUGCCCUCGCUUAAGGGCAAGCUCAACGGCAUUGCCCUCCGUGUACCGACUCCUAACGUUUCCGUUUGCGACGUCGUCAUGCAGGUGAACAAGAAGACCUUCAAGGAGGAGGUCAACGGUGCCCUUCUCAAGGCCUCUGAGGGUGCGAUGAAGGGUAUCAUCAAGUACUCGGACGAGCCGCUCGUGUCGUGCGACCACCGCGGUACUGAUGAGUCGACCAUCAUUGACUCAUCGCUCACCAUGGUCAUGGGUGAUGACAUGAUCAAGGUUGUCGCCUGGUACGACAACGAGUGGGGAUACUCCCAAAGAGUUGUCGACCUCGGUGAGGUCAUGGCUCGCCAGUGGAAGUAAAAUUUGGACCGCGGCGUACUGAGCUUACUAGCUCGGGGGUUUUGAGGAAGCCACAGUUUUUUUCACGUAGGUCUUGGCCCAGGUACUUAAAAUCAGAGAAUCGGUUUCGGUUUCUGUUAACGUUUACUCCUGUUAAUCUUUCGUUCUCAGUUACGGCCUCGUGGGAUUCCCAACUCAUUGACGCUCCCCUCCAGCGCAUAGCAUUUAAUAGUGCGUAAAUACUUGACCCACUGUAGGAAGCGAUA
Chondrus crispus (carragheen) is the source of this 1533-nucleotide messenger RNA. RefSeq names its product glyceraldehyde-3-phosphate dehydrogenase. Gene Ontology annotation, cellular component: chloroplast. Gene Ontology annotation, molecular function: NAD binding; NADP binding; glyceraldehyde-3-phosphate dehydrogenase (NAD+) (phosphorylating) activity. Bases 44 to 1288 code for a protein of 414 amino acids. The transcript is spliced from 4 exons. The record is from RefSeq and is a predicted model, not a curated record. Lineage: Eukaryota; Rhodophyta; Florideophyceae; Gigartinales; Gigartinaceae. Gene Ontology annotation, biological process: glucose metabolic process.